AUGAGUACCUUAAACCACACGGGCGUUAGCCACACAGUUUUUCGAUUGCUGGGCAUCCCUGGCCUUGAGGACCAGCACAUGUGGAUUUCCAUCCCCUUCUGCAUUUCCUAUGUCAUCGCCCUGCUUGGGAACAGCCUGCUCAUCUUCAUUAUUGUCACCAAGCGCAGCCUCCAUGAACCCAUGUACCUCUUCCUCUGCAUGCUGGCUGGAGCAGACGUUUUCCUCUCCACGUGCACAGUUCCUCAGGCCUUGUCCAUCUUCUGGUUCGGCGCUGGGGAGAUCUCCCUGGAUUGUUGCAUCACUCAGCUCUUCUUCAUCCAUUCCACCUUCGUCUCUGAGUCAGGGAUCUUGCUGGCGAUGGCCUUUGACCGCUACAUGGCCAUAUGCUACCCACUCAGAUACACCACUAUCCUUACACAUGCACUGAUUGGGAAAAUUGGUGUGACUAUCUUUCUGAGAAGUUAUGGUACAGUAUUCCCCAUAGUAUUUCUUCUGAAAAGACUGACUUUCUGCAAAAGUAACAUCCUCCAAAAUACUGCUUGUAAACACAUAGUCCUGGCUCAUGUUUCCUGUGAUGACAUACGUGUAAACGUCUGGUAUGGGUUUUUUGUCCUAAUGUCAACAGUGGUCUUAGACAUUGUGCUAAUUAUUUUUUCAUAUGUGUUGAUUCUUCGAGCUGUCUUCCACAUCCCAUCCCGAGAUGCUCGCCACAAAGCUCUCAACACGUGUGGCUCCCAUGUCUGUGUCAUCAUCCUCUUUUAUGGGCCUGGAAUCUUUACAACCCUCACUCAGAGGUUUGGACAGCACAUCUCACCCCAUAUACAUGUCUUGCUGGCUAAUGUCUGCAUUCUGGCUCCUCCUAUGCUGAAUCCCAUCAUUUAUGGGAUCAAGACCAAACAGAUCAGGGACCAGGUGGUUCAUCUGUUGUUUACAAAGCAGAAAUAA
Molecule: messenger RNA, 945 nt
Organism: Miniopterus natalensis
Lineage: Eukaryota; Metazoa; Chordata; Mammalia; Chiroptera; Miniopteridae
Product: olfactory receptor 52B4-like
Biological process (GO): G protein-coupled receptor signaling pathway
Cellular component (GO): plasma membrane
Molecular function (GO): G protein-coupled receptor activity; olfactory receptor activity
Source: RefSeq, a predicted model, not a curated record